Messenger RNA from Neopelma chrysocephalum (saffron-crested tyrant-manakin), 608 nucleotides. RefSeq names its product vacuolar protein sorting-associated protein 29-like. NCBI's taxonomy places the organism in Eukaryota, Metazoa, Chordata, Aves, Passeriformes, Pipridae. Bases 51 to 512 code for a protein of 153 amino acids. Gene Ontology annotation, biological process: retrograde transport, endosome to Golgi; intracellular protein transport. Gene Ontology annotation, cellular component: endosome; retromer complex. The transcript is spliced from 3 exons. The record is from RefSeq and is a predicted model, not a curated record.
ACCUCUGUGCGCGUCAGGGCGGCGGGGCGGGCGGACCGGAGCGGGGCGGGAUGGCUCUCUCUUUCCCCCCGGUGUGUGCGGAGUUGGUGUUAGUGCUGGGGGACCUUCACAUCCCGCACCGGUGCAGUGCUCUGCCCGUGAAGUUCAAGGAGCUGCUGGUUCCAGGAAGGAUUCAGCACAUCCUGUGUACGGGAAACCUCUGCACCAAGGAGAGCUAUGACUACCUCAGGACGCUGGCUGGGGACAUCCACAUCGUUAGGGGGGACUCGGAGAGCCUGAAUUAUCCUGAAAAGAAGGUUGUAACCGUUGGGCAGUUCAGAAUCGGGCUGAUUCAUGGCCAUCAAGUGAUUCCCUGGGGUGAUGCAGCCAGUCUGGCACUGCUGCAGAGGCAGCUGGAUGUGGACAUUCUCAUCUCGGGACACACACACAGGUUUGAAGCAUUUGAAUAUGAAAAAAAAUUCUACAUCAACCCAGGAUCAGCUACAGGAGCCUACAGUGCUUUGGAAAGGUGAGUGAGGAGAGCCCUGAGCUGCCCAGCACAGCAGAGCCUGUGGGUGUUACCUGAAAUGAGUGUGUCUCACCACUGUGCUGCAGAGCACUGGCGAGGU